Molecule: messenger RNA, 2141 nt
Organism: Rhipicephalus microplus (southern cattle tick)
Lineage: Eukaryota; Metazoa; Arthropoda; Arachnida; Ixodida; Ixodidae
Product: retinol dehydrogenase 7
Biological process (GO): steroid metabolic process
Cellular component (GO): intracellular membrane-bounded organelle
Molecular function (GO): oxidoreductase activity
Source: RefSeq, a predicted model, not a curated record
UGGAAGGUGUUAUGGCGAAGUAGCUCCUCCGUCAACGGCGCGCCAGUAGUCGGGCGCUGUUCGAGCAGGAAAAUAUCGUUUACGUAAUAUGACCGGUCGUUCAUUAUCCUUUCCCGGUGCGGCAUGCAAAGCGCAAGGAGAGUUAGUGGCGGUCGGCGGCACUACGUGUACUCGGUGUAACUGAAGCGCAGGACUUACAAGAAUGCGCUCACUGUGCACGCAGGGCACAGCAUGAAGACGAGAUGGAUGCUGUUCUUUGCACUCAUCUAUCCCGUCUGGCAGUUUUGGAACCGGCUGCCGUUACUGCUGGAGCUGGGAACCUACUUCGGCUCCGGGUUCCUAGUGGUAAUGAUUAGCUUCGGUACGGCGCGAUACCUGUCGGCGAAACUUUUCAGGAGUCUGGUCGAUGGAGACGGCAAGGCUGUCCUAAUAACGGGCUGCGACACGGGUUUCGGAAACCUGCUCGCUAGGCGGCUAUCCCGCGAUGGUUUCCUCGUGUUCGCCGGUUGCCUGCAAUCGUCGAGCGAAGACGCCUGCGAACUGGCUAAGGAGCCUAACGUACGCGUUCUCCAAAUGGACGUCACCAAGGAAGAGGAGAUCGACAGCGCCCUUGAUGCUGUGAAGAGCUCUUUAGGAGAGAAAAAGCUCUGGGCCGUGGUGGCGAACGCUGGUGUAGCGAGCCACGGCCUUCUGGAGUGGGCGAGCAUGCCGUACAUCAAGAAAAUCUUUGACGUCAACGUGUUCGGUGUAGUCAGUGUUUCGAAGAAGUUCCUGCCUCUUCUGAGGAAAUCAAAGGGCCGUCUUGUAAUUAUGGGAAGUGUUCUCGGUCGAAGCACUGUUCCAACUGGCGUCGUCUAUUGUAUGAGCAAGCACGCCGUUAUAUCGCUAGCAGACGGACUACGCAGAGAAUGUUGUGACAAGGGUGUGUACGUCGCCACUGUUGAGCCAACAGCGUACAGGACGCGGAUCCUCUCUGACGUCGGUUCCAUGGAAAAUACCCGCAAGCAACUGAGCAUCUUGCCCCGCGAGACUCUUGACGAUUUCAGCGAGGAGGAAAUCGCCGAUUGGAUGAAAGCUGCGUCGGCGAUCGCCGAUCUCACAAGGCGCGACGACAUCAACGAGGUGGUCGACCAGAUGGUACUCGCCGUCCGGGAGGCCCAACCGAAGCCUAACUACGCAGCAUGGGGCAUCUGGGAACCCGUCUUCUACUUAGUCUGCCGGGAGGCACCGGCUGAGCUCAUCGACUUCCUACUUGUGGUGUUCCGCCGGGUUAACAGAGCCGGUUUGAUAGAUGGAACUUGGAGGUUGUCCCGCCUAUGGACCUAGUACAACUUAUUGAAAAAUUCACGAAGUCUAUUACGCGUGGACUUCCGGUAACUCGGACCAAGAGCCACCUUCCUUUCAUUCUCGGUCAAUUAAUCAAUCUAUACAAUUUCCUCCACCGAAAAAAUUCUGCACCCAACAUGUUUGCACACUGUCUGAGGCAUUGCAGGCAUGGGAAGCUUUCCACGCGUAUACCUGGGUAUGGCAGUAUCUUCGGUACCGGACCACCUCUGACCAAGCGAUGACGGCAUAUGAUCACGUCAUCAUGUGACGUCCCGUUGUGUAGCAUCAUAAUGUCUCGAUUGUUAUGCAUCAUUCGUGUUAAACUGAUGGCCACAUUUGGCGUCUUACAUGGCACCCUAUAUGGGCUCUCGUCUUAAUAUCCUAGUUUAUGGAAAUACAAUUGAGAGGUAGAUUAGGCCCGCUAAGCAGAGUAAGGAGGUGUGAAGGAACACUUGGGAGACGAGUUGGGCGAUGGUAAGCUUCUUGUUUCGUUGUUACUUUUCACUUGGCUGUUUCGAAUGGCGCAACUGAAGUUAAACCCCAGCGGUCAAAUGCGGCCAUGGUUACAUUUCAAGUUGGUAUUUCAGGAAGGCUAUGGCAUGUACAAGACAUGCCUAAUGUACCAUACCAUCUGUUGGCAUUCUGAUACCACCUGUUGUCAUUCUGAUGUGGUAGGCAUCGGCAAACUGUGCGCUGUUUGGUGACUUCGCGUUUCGAUUAAUUCUCCUGCCAUGUCCUACUGAAGCCUCGUCGUUUUUGUUGAUGUCUCAGAAAUAUGGAUAAGCGGGGUAAAAAUGACUUCGCUCUAAAAAUCA